Molecule: messenger RNA, 996 nt
Organism: Sciurus carolinensis (gray squirrel)
Lineage: Eukaryota; Metazoa; Chordata; Mammalia; Rodentia; Sciuridae
Product: mas-related G-protein coupled receptor member X1-like
Exons: 1
Coding region: 1-996 (331 amino acids)
Biological process (GO): G protein-coupled receptor signaling pathway
Cellular component (GO): membrane
Molecular function (GO): G protein-coupled receptor activity
Source: RefSeq, a predicted model, not a curated record
AUGAGGAGCCUGGAUCCAACCAUCGCAGCCUGGAAGACAGAAGCCACACCAACCAAUGGAAGUUAUGAGUAUCGUCCUCCAAUAUGUUACAUGAGUAAUCUAAUCCCAGAAGUGUUCAUCUUCAUCAUUUCUUUGAUUGGAUUGGCAGGAAAUGCAUCUGUGAUCUGGUUCUUGGGUUUCCGCAUGCACAGAAAUGCCUUUUACACCUACAUCCUAAACCUGGCUGCUGCUGACUUCCUCCUUCUCUGCCUCUAUAUUACUGUUUGCCUGAUAAGAAUCUUUAAAUUCACCCUUUACAUUCACAUCUUUGACUAUGGCAUCAGACAAACUGGAGCAAGCAUUUUCUACAUUGCAGGCCUGAGCAUGCUCAGCGCUAUUAGCACUGAGUGCUGCCUGUCAGUCCUCUGGCCCAUUUGGUACCACUGCCAUUGCCCAAGACACACAUCAGCUAUCAUGUGUGCCCUGUUGUGGGUCCUGUCUGUGCUUCUGAGCAUCCUGCAAUGGGUCUCUUGUCAUCAUCUCUACAAACUUGAUGUUGAUUUGUGUGGAAAUGUUGCUAUUACUAUAACUGCUUGGGUGCUUUUUUUAUUUGUGGUUCUGUUAGGGUCCAGCCUGGUCCUCCUGGGUAGGAUGCUCUGUGGAUCCAAACGAAAUCCUCUGACCAGGCUGUAUGUUACCAUCCUGCUCACAGUGUUGGUCUUUCUCUUAUGUGCUGUGCCCUUUGGUGUCAGUUUGUUCCUGUCUUACUGGCUUUAUAUUGGUUUUGAUUCAGAAUACUGCCUUUCUCUGGUUUCACUUGUCUUAUCCUCUGUUAACAGCUCUGCCAACCCCAUCAUUUACUUCUUCGUUGGCUCCUUUAGGCAGAGGUUGCGCGGGCCGAACCUCAAGCUAGUGCUUGAGCGGGCUCUGCAGGACACUCCUGAGGAAGAUGAAGGUGGAGGUAGCCUUUCUCAGGGAACCCUGGAGAUGUCAGGCAGCAGAGUGGAGCAGGGGUGA